GGGGCACACAGGGAGAAAGUGUCUUUCUAGAGAAGUGAGUUCCGGGAUUCGUUUCCAGAGGUGGAGACGGAGGUAGUCGGUUAGGGCAAGGACGGGCUGCAUUUGUAUUCCUGAUUGGGCGGACACAACUGACUGGACAGGUCUAGAGAAGACAGAAAACAGAAUAUACCCAAGAGCCACUGGUCCUUUCUUAAGAACAGAAGAAAAUGACCAAGGCACAGGGAUCAUUAUCAUUUGAGGAUGUGGCUGUGGGUUUCACCUGGGAGGAGUGGCAGUUACUGGACCCUUCUCAGAAAGACCUGUACAAGGAGGUGAUGUUGGAGAACUACAACAACUUGGUAUCAGUAGGAUACCCAGCUACCAAACCAGAUUCAAUCUUUAAGUUGGAGCAAAGAGAAACACCAUGGAUAGUGGAGGGAGCAAUCCACAGUCAGAGCAGUCCAGAAAAAAUAUGGGCGAUUGACCAUAUGCAGCAGCACCCAGAAAACCAAAACGAGCUUAAAAGUUUGGAAAGAUGUCUGCAAAGUUUUGCACUUGGAGAUAAUUUUGGUUUAAGCAAAAAUCUGGUUCCUUCAACACAGAGGCACAAUAUGGUUGACUCACAUUGUGGAAAUCUGAAACCUCAUUUAGAUUUUGUUACCCAGAAUAGAAGAGAUGCAAGAAACGAUUCGGAUAAAUUUAGUGAUUACGGGAAAUCAUCUGUCCGCCUGAAGCAUGAUAAAGCUUCUUCUGGAAUUAAAUACCAUGGAUGUGUUAAACCCAGUAAUACUAAGUCACAGCUUAAUAACCAUCAAAAAACUAGCACAGAAGAGAAGCCACAUGAAUGCAGUGAAUGUGGGAAAGUCUUCUCCAGAAAGUCACUGCUCUUGAUACAUCAGAGAAUUCAUACGGGAGAGAAACCCUGUGUGUGCAGUGAAUGUGGGAAAGCCUUCACUUGGAAGAGCCGGCUCAAGAGACAUCAGCAGUCUCAUACUGGAGAGAAACUCUAUAGAUGCAAUGAGUGUGGUAAAUCAUUUUCCCAGAAGGCAUACCUCAUUGUACAUCAGAGACUUCACACAGGAGAGAAGCCUUAUGAAUGCAGUGAAUGUGGAAGAAGCUUUGUUUUUAAAUCAGACCUGACCAAGCAUCAAAGAAUUCAUACAGGAGAGAGACCUUAUAAAUGUAGUGAAUGUGAAAAAGCCUUUAGAAGCAAGUCUGAGCUCAUUCAACAUCAACGAACUCAUACUAGGGAGAGACUGUAUGGAUGCAGUGAAUGUGGCAAAGAUUUUACCCACAUGUCAUUCCUUAUUAAACAUAAGGAAACUCAUGCAAAAGAGAAGGCAAUAAAUUCAGUGAAGGUGAGAAAACCUUCAGGGAGACAUAGCUCUUUAUACAUGUGUCAACUUAUACAGGAACAGAACCCUAUGAAUACAGUGCCUUUGGAAAUGCUUUCUUCAGGAACUCAGCCUUUAAACAUCUGUGAGCUUCAAGGAGGUAAAAAUGUAGUGAUUGUGGAACAGCCUUUUCGAAGUCAGGCCUCAGUACAUAAUCGGGAAUUUUCACAGGGAGUAAACCUUGCAAAUGCAGUGAAGGUGACAACCCCUUCAGUAAUAAAUUAUGUCUUACAUGUUACACACAUUAUUUAGGGAAAUGAUGGAAAUUCUAUCAUAAACUUAUCUCCUGUAUCACAUUUUUAUACCUUUAGAAUCUGGGAAAUGCUUUUCCAAUAAAUGAAAUUUUUAUGAACACCAGGAAUGGCGUUAUAAUGAAAAAGUGAAUAUAAUGAAUGUGGAAAUACAACUGUAUUAGUUUCUUAUUGAUGUAACAUACUAUCACAAAUUUGAACUUAAUGUGACACACAUUUAUUAUCUUAUAGUUAAUGGAGAUUAGAAGUCCAAAAUG
This is a messenger RNA of Trichechus manatus latirostris (Florida manatee), 1881 nucleotides long. RefSeq names its product zinc finger protein 577-like. NCBI's taxonomy places the organism in Eukaryota, Metazoa, Chordata, Mammalia, Sirenia, Trichechidae. The record is from RefSeq and is a predicted model, not a curated record. Gene Ontology annotation, biological process: regulation of DNA-templated transcription.